Messenger RNA from Paramormyrops kingsleyae, 2600 nucleotides. It is a transcript of the gene gata5, whose product is annotated as GATA binding protein 5. Gene Ontology annotation, biological process: negative regulation of transcription by RNA polymerase II; cardiac muscle tissue development; cell fate commitment. Gene Ontology annotation, cellular component: nucleus. The record is from RefSeq and is a predicted model, not a curated record. Gene Ontology annotation, molecular function: DNA-binding transcription factor activity, RNA polymerase II-specific; RNA polymerase II cis-regulatory region sequence-specific DNA binding; zinc ion binding. NCBI's taxonomy places the organism in Eukaryota, Metazoa, Chordata, Actinopteri, Osteoglossiformes, Mormyridae.
CGUCACGUAGCUCUGGGCGUACAAAUACCUCGCAGUAAAGUUUCCCAGUGAAGCUAAAUCUGAGCACUGUUAUAUCUGCUAUGAUACGAAGCAACAGCUAUCUAUCUCCUGAUACUAGGUAGGGCUAUAUAAUUAUUGCAGACCAAAAAGCGAAUAUUAGGGAAGAAACGCUUUGACAUUACGCUCACUGGUUGUGUUAAACGAAUUCCAGCUUUUUCCUGGAGGAUUUACAAGGACUUAGGUGACUUUCGCAGACCUUCCUGAGAGUGGAAUACAGAACUGGUCGUCGCUCUGCAGAACCAAUCACGAGAGCUACCGAGAAGAGUUUGGAAACUAUUUUAUUAUACAGUUGUUCACAGACGCCUUGUCAUUGGAAUAGACUCAUUAUUCCUUCAAUAUCGCCCCUUCAACUUAUAUAAAAAGUGAAAGAAGUUGUGCCAGAAUGUACCCGAGUCUGGCACUAACCUCAAACCAGUCACCAUACGCUCACGACAGCGGGAACUACAUACACCCUUCGGCCAGUUCUCCGGUUUAUGUGCCCACGACUCGGGUACCCACUAUGUUGCCGACAAUUCCGUACCUCCAGACUUGUGAGACUGCUCACCAGUCGCACGGCCUCGGCGGACACCACGGCUGGUCACAGACUGGCACGGACAGCUCGUCUUUUAAUCCGAGCAGUCCGCACCCGCCCCCGGGCUUCUCCUACUCCCACAGCCCGCCGGUGAGCAGCAACACCGGCAGAGACACGGCGUACCAGAAUCCGCUGGUGCUGAGCAACAACGGCCGGCCGGAGCAAUACGGCAGCACCUUGGUGCGCUUGGUUGGAGGAUCCUACUCGAACCCCUAUGCGGCGUACCUGAGCCCGGAGAUGGCGACCUCGUGGAGCCCUGGACAUUUUGAGAACAGCAUGAUUAGUUUUCAGGGAUGACAAGCGGGCCUGCAAACAAGGAGGUCAAGUCUAGACAUGCUGGAUGAGUUACCUGGCGAAGGGCGGGAGUGCGUGAAUUGCGGGUCCAUCUCCACUCCUCUGUGGCGGAGAGACGGCACUGGGCACUACCUGUGCAACGCCUGCGGACUGUACCACAAAAUGAACGGCAUCAACAGGCCGCUCAUUAAGCCACAGAAACGCCUGCAGUCAUCCUCCAGACGGGCCGGGCUUUGCUGCACCAACUGCCACACCAGCACCACCACGCUGUGGCGUCGAAAUGCAGAGGGAGAACCUGUGUGCAAUGCUUGUGGGCUCUACAUGAAGCUGCAUGGGGUACCUAGACCCCUGGCAAUGAAGAAGGAAGGAAUCCAGACCCGGAAAAGGAAGCCGAAGAUGACAAAAUCCAAAGCCUCAUCAGGCCCAGGGUCAAUCACUCCUGGUACCAGCUCCCCCUCCUCCGUGCCAGUCUCUGAAAACGCCUCCACGAUAAAAAGCGAGCCCAGUAUGGUGCCUUCACCCUAUGCUGGACAGACUGUAGUUUCCAUCUCACAGGUGUCGUCACAGCUGGACACUCUGAGUUCUGGUCAAACGGACAUCAAAUAUGAGGACUACAGCUUCACGCCCACGUCCUCCACUCCGCAGAACUCUUGGUGUGCUUUAUCACUGGCGUGAGCCGUGAGCGUCUCUUACCACUGUGCACACAGGACUCACCACACCCAAAUGUCUGUGACCAGUGCCAACACUGCCUUAAUUAUUAUAGUGAAAGACUGAAACAAUCGAUUGCAGUUAGUAUAACAAGUCUAUUAGUGUUUUUCUUUUUUCCCCGUACCUGUGGCAUUUUGAAGUGGUACAUUUUUUUUUUUUUUUUUUUGGUGGAGACGAUCCUGUCUUGAAGGUAUUAUGAGCUGUAAAAUUGAAAGAAACAGAAGGAGAAAAAAACAACAGUUUAUUACCUCUGAACCUGGUUAUUGUUAUAGUGUAAAUAAUUAACUUUGUGAGAACAUAAUAUUUAUGUUAAAAAAAGGACAGUAAAAACAUAAAGGUGUGUGCGUGGAAGUAAUAUUUGAGCUUAGGUCGCUGUGGUCUUUAGCUGUAAAAAUUAAAAUUGUCAGUAGCUUCCAGUGAUUAUUUUAUUAUUAACAGUAUUCUUGAUUGAUGCAAAAUAUCAAUGCAGCUUGUCUUUAAGUUUGGUUUAUGGAUUUCAGACACUUUUGUGUUUUUCUACCUACUCAACUCCAUGCUUGUUUGAGAGUAAAAGAAGUGUGUAACUAUUCUAAAGAAAAUCCUCCGUCCUCAGAUUAAUCACAUUACGUAUAAAUGAAACACUGUGCAUUUCUCUAAUUUCAAGUGCAAUGAGUAUUAAUACCUUCCAGGAGGUGAAAAAGGGUGACAAUGAAAAUUGUUGAAUUUUGUUUGAAUCUAAAUUUAUUUUCUCUACUUGAUAAUAGAAUAUUAAUGUUAUUAUAUUGCUUUACAGAAGUGCGUUGGCUUGUUUUCCUUUCGGUUUCACAAGCUCGGGAGCUUCAGUUUAUGUGAAUAAAAACAGUCUGGGGAAAGUGUUAUACACCAGCCUGUGAGAGAAACGUACUCUGUCAGUGUUAAUGGCUAAAAUGUGUAUCAAACGGAGACAACUGAGCACACUGAAGUAAAUAAUCUUUUUAAUAAGAAAGAA